UCGGCUGGCGGCUUCGAUUUUCGAUACGGAUGCAUUUUCGUGCGCAAGUUUGCUCCCGCUGUCAAAAAAUCAUUGGUGAAAAAAGUUAAACGCGAAAUCUCAUCAUAAGAAAAUUUUGAUUUUUGCUUUGAAAAUUCAAUUGUUUUGUGGUGAUAGCAUUUAUUGAGCGUGUAUCAGAGCACCGAAUAAUGGAUUCCUCGGCAAUGUCACUCAAGUCAUCAGAAGAUAUUCCGCUGGCUGACGACGACCUGGAGGUGAUUAUCAACGAUGACGACAGCUCCAAGUAUAUGCAAAACGGACGGUCGCUGGAUUCGAUUGCAAGCUCGUACACAAACGGAAACUCAAGUCCGCGACAUUUCCUGGAGAGUGACGGUCCGGAUGCCGAUGAGCAGGAGGAACGCGCCCGGUUGAUAACCCAGGUGCUGGAACUGCAGAACACCUUGGACGACCUCUCCCAGCGGGUGGACAGUGUUAAGGAGGAAAACUUGAAGCUACGUUCCGAGAAUCAGGUUCUGGGCCAAUACAUCGAGAAUCUGAUGUCCGCUUCGUCCGUGUUUCAGUCAACCAACCAGGCCCAAGCGUCGACGGCUCCGAAGAAGAAGUAAAGGGCGCUCGCCUGAUAGGGGGAUGGUCGUUCGGGAUCAGGAAUCUAGAAAUUCCUAGUAAGACCAAAGAGCAACACAAUCGUACGUAUGUAUAGUUAAAUAGCGGAGGUUUUUUUUCGCGUGAUCGGAAAGGGCAAAGAGUGAAAACAAGUUAUUUUUUGCUCUUUCCAAGAUCACCGUGCGCUGGUGCUAGAGAUACGAACAAAAUAUUCAUAGUAGAAACAAACGCUUUCCAGUUCAAGUUUGAGGGAUACUUCCUAUUUGAAAAUAGCACAGGGCGCUCAGUUAAAUGGCUGCUUGAUGGACACUAUUCUAUUCUCUUAAAUUAGCACUAAAUGGAAGGAAUUUUUCGUACAGAUUCCACAAACGUAAUCCUAUAUGAUGAUGCUGCUGUCUAUUUUUUGAAAAAGCAAAUGUUGUAAUUUUGUACGGAACGAGCAAUAGUAAUGACACGCUUAAAAUAGAUUCGCGUUAGCUGGGAUGUAAACAGGUUCAAUUUUAUGUUUAAACUGAGUUCGUUAGAAAAAAAAGACUAUUGAUUAUAAUUUAUAAGUCUAUUACGCAUAAUGCGUUUUAAUCGCCAUCAUUAUUUUCUGGUCGUUUAGGCAAUAUCGUUCAAGGUCAAAAGCUUUGUGUUCAAAUGUAACUCCUCGAAUAAUUCUAUUAUCAUUAUUUAUAUCCAUACAAAUAAGCAUAUAAUUCUCGUUUUUUUAUAGUUGUAAGACGUUUAGAAAGAUAGAUUUCCUAAAACACAUGCAUUUUUGUUUUGCUUCUCCAAUGCAAUUAAUUAAUACUCCAGUAUGCGUAUAAGUUUAACAUAAAACAAUGUGAUCAAAUAAUUUCCACUCUUAUUAAAUUUUGAAUGCUUUAACAUGUAAUAAAUCCAACGCUUUGUAUGCAGA
This is a messenger RNA of Armigeres subalbatus, 1507 nucleotides long. RefSeq names its product short coiled-coil protein B. NCBI's taxonomy places the organism in Eukaryota, Metazoa, Arthropoda, Insecta, Diptera, Culicidae. The transcript is spliced from 2 exons. Gene Ontology annotation, cellular component: trans-Golgi network. The record is from RefSeq and is a predicted model, not a curated record. The coding region runs from base 189 to 605 and encodes 138 amino acids.